GAUGAUACCAAACCCGCUAAACAUCGGUGGGUGGGUCCUGCAAGCUGCAAUUCCUUCUCCUUCAACUUGCUGCAUCUCACACACACACACACACUAUUUCCCAAUCGUUGAUCACUCAGAGAAAACAUGGGAGGUGCAAACAGAAGAUCCAAAGGAAAAUCGAGAUCCAACAACACCACUGCCACCAGCGCCACAGCAAACCCUAAAUCCCGAAGAAGAGGCUCACAUGUUAAAUCUGCACUCUUCGUCGAUGGCGGUUUCUUGUCUGAUUGGCAUCUCCCCUCUCCCACUCACGAUUCAGGGAGAAGUUCUGGCUCCAAUAACAAAUCCGGGAGCCAGCGUGGAGCGGAAGCCUCUGCAUCUAAGAGUGCCAUUGCGAAAUCUUCGGGAGCUACUAUUGGAUACAAUUAUCCUUCACUUCAUGUUCAGGAGGUGGCGAGUGCUGGGACUGGGUACAACGGUGAAGAUAAUAAAUUAAAUCAGAUGCAACCUUUUGUUAUGGCUGGCUCCAAACAGAGUCAGAUUAUUGCUCAUAUAGACCAAACACCUCCUUCAAAACCCAACUGUGUGAAAUAUAGUUACAGUUAUGGUGAGGAUUUUAUUUUGGGUGACAGCUCUCACAGAGGAUUAGGCUUCCCUGCUGAACAAGACAAAACCCCAAGUGACAUUGGCACUUCGCCCGAACAAUCAACUCCAGUUUUAGAUUCAUCAUCAUUUGAGAAGGAUGCCGGUUCUGAUGAGGUUAUGGAUUGUGAGUUAAGCAAUCAAAUGAGUGAAGACUUGCCAUCAAAUGUGUCUGCUGAGAGAAAUUCAGGGUUUCUGUCAAUUGGAGGUCUCAAAUUAUACACUCAAGACAUAUCAGAUAACGAAAAUGAAGAAGAUAUUGAUGAAGACUCAUCAGAUGAGGACAGAUAUGUGUCUUCUGAGGCAGAAGAAUUACUUGGAUCAUCUGAAAGCAAUGAUUCUGAAGACACAUCUGAUAGUGAUUUAGACAUUGAUGAAGAGGUUGCAAAAGAUUAUUUGGAAGGAGUUGGUGGUAGUGACAACAUCAUAGAUGCAAAAUGGUUGCUAAAGCCUGAUUUAGAUGAGUCAGUUGAUGAUAGUUCUUCUAGUAGUUGCUAUGAUGAGGCAUUGGAGAAGUUGAGUGGCUUUGCCCUUCAAGAAGCCUCCAGGGAAUAUGGCAUGAAAAAGGCUCAACCAUGGAAGAAACAUUCAGUCAAUUCUGGACGUCUAGCUUUGGAAGACCUAAUGCUGGAAAAGGAUCCAAGAACCAUCUCUGCUAGAAAGAAGCAUGUUCCUCGGUUUCCUCACUCUUGGCCUUCGCAUGCUCAGAAGAGUAAAGCUUCCAAAAGAAUUCAUGGUGAAAAAAAGAAACUUCGUAAAGAAAGGAUUGCUGUAAAGCGCAGAGAAAGAAUGCUGCAUCGUGGGGUUGAUCUUGAGAAAAUUAAUUCGAAAUUAGAACAAAUCGUCUUGGAGAAAGUGGAUAUGUUCUCUUUUCAGCCCAUGCAUUCUCGGGAUUGUUCACAGAUACAACGGAUAGCAGCAGUUUAUCAAUUACGGAGUAGCAGUCAAGGUUCUGGCAAAAAAAGAUUUGUGACAGUGAUGCGAACACAGUAUACAUCCAUGCCAUCUUCAACUGGUCGACAGCGCCUGGAAAAGUUGUUGGGAGUUGAUGAUGAGGAUGCCGAUUUUGCUGUUGCUGACUGUGUUAAUAAGAAAUCUGUGAGUGGAGGAGACAGAAGACUGGGAAAGAAAAUUGCUAAAAGGAAUGAUUUUAGAUUACAAGAACUUCAAUCUGCCCAGAACAAGUCAGGCAGCAGUAAAAAAGGCAGUAAAGUGAAGGACAAGAAAGGGAGUGGACAAAAGGGUUCAUAUGCUAAUCAGCCCGUGUCAUUUGUAUCAAGUGGCAUAAUCCAUUCAGAAACUGUACAGGUUGCGGUUGUUGAUGCUCAAGAGACUUCUAGGAAGGUUGUCACCAGCUCUGCUAAUAUAGGUUCAUUUGAGGAACACACCACUGGUUUUGGUUCAAAAAUGAUGGCUAAAAUGGGAUACAUGGAGGGAGCAGGAUUGGGGAAAAAUGGUCAAGGUAUGGCAGAGCCUAUUGAGGUUGUUCAAAGGCCUAAAUCACUUGGUUUGGGCGUAGAAUUCUCCAACAACCCGACUGAGCCAAGUCAGCCAACCAAGAACAAAUCAUCUAGUUCUAGUAUUGGUGCUUUUGAAAAACACACCAAAGGCUUUGGAUCGAAGAUGAUGGCAAAGAUGGGCUUUAUUGAAGGCACAGGAUUAGGUAGAUCAUCACAAGGCAUUACCUCUCCGUUGACUGCUGUUAGGCUACCAAAGGCACGAGGACUAGGUGCCAAAGGUUAAUUUUACGUCAUUUCUUUUCUGUCUGUUGCUAAUUGUGUAUAUUGUUGGCUUAAAAUCUUAUGACUCCUUUGUAGUUUCCAUCGCAUGACCAUCUCCUUUGUAGUUUAUUUCUAGCUCCUAGUUAUUUUUUUCCCUUUUUAUAGGAAAAAAUAAGAAAACUCGGAUAGAGGACAUGUAAUUAUGUUCAAGAUACUUAUGUUGAAUGUGGUCAACUAUUGGAUGACCACGUGGAAUUGUAUCUUCUUCCAUUGUCC
Messenger RNA from Cajanus cajan (pigeon pea), 2621 nucleotides. RefSeq names its product D111/G-patch domain-containing protein. The record is from RefSeq and is a predicted model, not a curated record. Gene Ontology annotation, molecular function: nucleic acid binding. NCBI's taxonomy places the organism in Eukaryota, Viridiplantae, Streptophyta, Magnoliopsida, Fabales, Fabaceae.